UGCCAUCAAUCGACCCAUCGACGGUUCGAGGGAAAGAACACAAACACCCUGUCGCUGCUGCGAUGCAAAUUGGUAAUGCGGCCAAAAUCGACCUGUUACAAGCGGCAUACAAGUGGCGACAAGAGUUCGAUGCUGCGAAACAGCAAGCUGAUUUGGCCGCUCGCGAUUCCGAUCUUAGUUGGGCCAAAGAGAGGUUCUUUUUGGAGCGUGAGGAGGAGCGUAAUAGAAUGGCUAUCGCUGCGCGGAACGAUCGCAAAGCAUUUUGUGAGAAGUUAGUUCUUGAAGGGAAGACGCCCCAGGAACUUGAGGCAUAUCUUCGCCUCGUAUAUCCAGAAGAAGUGCAAGGGGUGAAAAUCUAGCACAAAUAUCUUUCCGGAAGUUAUGCCCUUUUCCGGAAGUCCUUUAACCUUUGGUUAUAUCUGUCUCUAAUCUGCCAAGUGUUCUCAUUCUUUUGUCCUUACAUUUCUCUUUCUGUUGAAACCCGAGGGUUUCACAUGUCCUUUUCAACUCAACUCAAUCUCAUAUUGUGCGGACUUUCACUGUCUGUCCUCGUUGUGCUUUUUCAGUUAUCAAAUAUUUUGUUCAGUUCAGUCUAUUAUGAUCUUGGUAUGGCCUGUUGUAUCUUGUAUCUCCACGUUAUGUCAAGUGUGUCACCUUUUGGUGGAAUGAUAUCAUUUUUUCAGUACC
Messenger RNA from Melampsora larici-populina 98AG31, 687 nucleotides. RefSeq lists its product as uncharacterized. The record is from RefSeq and is a predicted model, not a curated record. The coding region runs from base 63 to 359 and encodes 98 amino acids. The transcript is spliced from 2 exons. Lineage: Eukaryota; Fungi; Basidiomycota; Pucciniomycetes; Pucciniales; Melampsoraceae.